Molecule: messenger RNA, 813 nt
Organism: Malassezia globosa CBS 7966
Lineage: Eukaryota; Fungi; Basidiomycota; Malasseziomycetes; Malasseziales; Malasseziaceae
Exons: 1
Coding region: 1-813 (270 amino acids)
Molecular function (GO): FMN binding; riboflavin reductase (NADPH) activity
Source: RefSeq, a predicted model, not a curated record
AUGUUGAUUCGAAGUGCUCGACCUUUGUGCCGUGCAGGGAGUCGAUGGUGGCCCAGCACACACCGCCCGAUAUGCUCGUCAUCGCGUGUGCUAGCAGCAAAAGACCCCGUCGCCUUAGGAGAAGCUAUCCGGCACGUCAUGAGAUUGAGUGCGCAGCCAGUUGCUCUAGUGUCAGCCUUUGUGCCAUCGGAAGAUCCAGAUGAUCCAUCCCCCCAGAUCCAUUCGACAACCCUAUCGUCUUUUACUACAGUAUCCUUGGCGCCGCCUAUUGUUGCAUUCUCGAUCCGUCUUCCAAGUCGUAUGGCGGAUGCUCUUCUCUCUGGUGCUAAAACUCCUCCGCCUUCAAAUAAUUACGACGCAACGUCUGUCGUCUCGACAUUUGCGCGGAAACCACACUUUCUUAUCCAUAUUCUCUCGUCAAAGCAAACGUCCAUGUCAAACUUUUUCGCUCGACCUGGUGCUAAGCCAUACUCUCUGCGCCAAAGCACGAAGAUUGAAACACAUCCGUUCAAUCAACAUCCCAUGCAACCAUCGCAGGCCGUGGACGGUCAGUUGAUACCGACUGAAUCUAUUGGGACUCUGGCAUGCAGCCUCGUUUACCAAUUAGAUUUGACAUCUCCAGAUCUUCACGGUACGACUGAGUUUGUCAAUGGUUGUGUUCACACCAAUGAAGUUGGCAGCGCACUUUUUCUAGCGCAAAUUCAUGAUGUUGAGGUCGGUCAUGCACACAUCAAUGAUGUCAAGCAAAAACCUCGUCCUCUCGUUUAUUGGCAUCAUGGAUACUGCACUACUCAGGAAGAUAGCAAAUCAUAG